Messenger RNA from Ictalurus furcatus (blue catfish), 9637 nucleotides. RefSeq names its product NMDA receptor synaptonuclear signaling and neuronal migration factor a (gene nsmfa). The record is from RefSeq and is a predicted model, not a curated record. Gene Ontology annotation, biological process: positive regulation of neuron migration; regulation of neuronal synaptic plasticity. The coding region runs from base 870 to 2666 and encodes 598 amino acids. Gene Ontology annotation, cellular component: nucleus; cytoplasm. NCBI's taxonomy places the organism in Eukaryota, Metazoa, Chordata, Actinopteri, Siluriformes, Ictaluridae. The transcript has 15 exons.
ACUAGCUGAGAUGCUAAUGGUUCAUGACAUGAAAAAAAAAUACAAAUUAAAUGGCAAUAUCAAGAUGUAAUAGUGGUAUUUUUUGUUGUCAUUGGUUUGUGAAGGUUAAAACAUCAAUUUAACACCUCAGUGUUGAGUUUACAAUUGCAAGAUCAAUUCAAUUCAGACUCGAGUCCAACUCGGCUCCUUUUGGACUCGGACUCGAUUCCUUAACGACUUGGUCUCGACUCAAACUCGACAAAGCUGGACUCGGACCCAACACUAACGAGUCCUUUUAGGUUUUAACCAUUAAAUUCUGAGGGAGGGUCUGUGAACUCGAGGCUGUAGUGUAGAGAAUCGAGUAUGCCAUUUUGAACGCUGUCAGGAUGACCGUUAAACGUGCGUCCUUGUUUGAAGUGUUUGAAUUAAAUACAGCUUCACGCGGUGAAAUUCCGUGACCAUAUAUAGCGUGCCUUAUUUGACACGCCCACCCUUUCCGCCAAGCGAAUCAGACACGCCCCUUAUUACCUGGCCUUAGGCGGUGCUGAAUGGGGAGCUGAAAAAAAGGGGCGGGGCGUCUCUGUGCGUUUUAUUUAUUUAUUAUUUAUUUCUCUCUUGCAUUUCUUUCUACUCUGUGAGCGAGCCGCUGCGUAGUGCAGGCAAGAACCCCGAGCCAGGCGCAGCUCAUGCUGCUUCUGUUCUUCACAUAGCUUACGCUUUUUGGACGGUUUUGUGUGGGGUUUUUUUUUGGUUCAUAAGAGGACGCGUGAUUAACGACGGUGUUUGUUUGUUGUUGUUUUUUUUUUUUUUUACCCCCCCCCCCCUUUCUCUGCGUCGUGAUCUUUUUUUGGAAUGAUCCGCUUUCUGACCGCCGUUGUUUCCAUGCCAGCAUGGGAACUGCCGUGUCCAAGAGGAGGAAUCUGAGGAAUGAUGCUAUUUCAUCGGUGGCAGCAAAAGUUAGAGCAGCCCGAGCAUUUGGAGAGUACCUUCACGCUCACCCUGAGAGCCGAAACGGAUCAGAUCACUUAUUGUCUGACACCCUCAUUGGCCACGACUCCGACUCGCCGGAUAGUGUUUGUGCCCAGAACCACAACCACCAGCACAGCUUCUCUCUUCAGGACUCGAACAGCAGCGCCGAGCCCAAUCUGAUCGACCCAACGCUGUGCCUGCUGCAGACUUCAGCCGACCCCUCGACCUCCUCUGAGAGCCGCCUGUCGCUAGAGCGCAGCUUCUCGGUCGAGGAGGAGCAGCAGAAGUGCGUGGAGUGCUCGCUGCAGCCAUCACGCGUCUACACCAUCAGCGGUGAGAGCGCCAUGCUGGCCGGCAGCCGUACCAGCAAGGAGAGCUUGGAGCUGGACGUGCUGAGGGAGGGACGGGACGCCCCGUCUGCCUCCCAAACCCUCGCCCACGCCUCCACCUCCACCUCCUCCUCACCCAUCCAGCAUCACCACCACCAUCAUGUCAACCAGCAGCAUAACGCCACUGGGCCGAAUUUGCAGCAGCCUGCAGGCGGAGCGUCAGGAAGUGCAGGAGCAGGUUCAUCGCAGCACCAACACCACCACCAUCACCACCAUCACCACCACCUCUCGCAGCCCCUGCAGAGUUCCGUCAGCGCCCACAACAUCCGCGGAUGGGGCGAGGGCAAAGAGUGCGGCCUGGCGUGCGACUUGUGCGCCGGAGAGCCGUCACGCAGCCACGGCUCGCUAGAGCUGGAGAGCAGCGGUCGAGACCCAGGCAAGCAGCGCCGCCCACUAGAGCGCAUGAGCAGUGUGGACCGGGUGACUUUUAUAGACAGAGAAGACAGCCAGUGGUACCCCAAAGAGAACAUGUUCAGCUUCCAGACUGCUACCACGACCAUGCAGGCGAUCUCAAAUUUCCGGAAGCACCUUCGAAUGGUGGGCAGCAGAAGAAUGAAAGCUCAGACCUUUGCAGAGCGCAGGGCGAAGAGCUUCAACCGCUCCUGGAGCGACCCGACCCCGGUCAAGCAAGACUCGCUACCCGACUCAAAAGACAGUGGGGAUCUGCAGAUGCCGUCUGCUGCACAAGAUGAGGGAGGCUGUAACGACACGGGCUGGGAGGAGGAGAAAGAGAUGGAGCGACUGGCCUGUGAAAGCGAUGACUUCAUCCCUCCGAAAGUCAUGUUGAUAUCAUCGAAAGUUCCUAAGGCGGAGUAUGUCCCCAAUAUUAUUCGCAGAAAUGACCCUUCCAUUAUCCCCAUACUUUAUGAUCAUGAGCAUGCGACAUUCGAUGAUAUUUUGGAGGAGAUUGAGAAAAGACUGACUUCCUAUAGGAGAGGAUGCAAGAUCUGGCGCAUGCUCAUCUUCUGUCAGGGUGGACCAGGGCAUUUGUACCUGCUGAAGAAUAAAGUGGCCACUUUUGCCAAGGUGGAAAAAGAGGAGGACAUGAGCCAGUUUUGGAAAAGGCUAAGCAGAUUUAUGAGUAAAGUAAACCCAGAGCCUAACCUGAUCCAUGUCAUGGGCUGCUAUGUACUGGGGAAUCCUAAUGGAGAAAAGCUGUUCCAGAAGCUGAAGAACCUGAUGAGGCCUUAUUCAGUCACCUUUGAGUCACCGCUGGAGUUAUCUGCACAGGGAAAGGAAAUGAUUGAAAUGUAUUUUGACUUCCGCCUCUACCGAUUGUGGAAGACGAGGCAGCACUCGAAGCUCUUGGACUAUGAAGAUCUGUUGUGACCCAGAGACCCUGAGAGCAUGGGUCCUAGCAGACAGAACUCCCCCAUCCCCCUCGCCCCUCCCUCCCCUGUGAAACAACACAUCCCACCAGCUCUCAUUAAAGAUAACAGGAACUAGACAUGGUGCCACUGGUAUCUCAGAGUCAGUUAUUAUGUAUUCCGACCCUUCACUCGAGACCCUGAGUCACAAGCUUGGCAGAAGGGUUCAGGGUUGAAGACGGAGACGAGAGGGGACAUGUGCCAAGGACAGCGUUUCAUGUCAGAGUAAGCAAAGUGAAAUCUCUCCUUGGUGGCAGUGUAGAAGAAUGGAGGCUGACUGUUCAGUGUUUUCUAUGUCACAUAUCUAUUUCACCAAGGCUCUCUCUCAAAGAGUAUUGUGCUUUAUAUAUAUAUAUAUAUAUAUAUAUAAGUCUUAUGUCUAAUGCCAGGCUGUUUUUCGAACCUUUUUUUUUUCUCUUCGAAAAUACAAUUGAGACAUGAGAAGAAAUCAUACUAGUAAUAUAUGGAUGUGCAUACAUCUUGUUAUAAUAUAUUAUGUAGCCAUAGUCAUGCAAAUAAUCCAAAUGUCAGUGGUCCAUAAUUUAUAUAAUGAUGUUUAUUGUUGUGGUCUUUUUAAUGACGUCCUUUGAAUACCUCAGGUUUUAGCCAUUAAGGAGUAUGUCCAUUAAAACCUCUGUCCAGAUGUGAUUGGAAGUCCUUGUUAAGUAUCUUGUGUGAAGACUGUAUACUCUGCUGACUUAUACAUUAUCGAUAGUCACUAGAGAAGAUGCCAGAGAAUUCUUCUAGCCAAUCGUUGAAUAUGUUUCCCACAUUGUAGUCAAGUUCUGAAACCUUUGUUACAGUGUAGACUAGUUCAUCUUUCGGGCCUCCAUCAGGAUAUAAUAGGCGGUUUUCGAGCUCCUAGCUUAAGACAUUGUAUUAGCAGUAACCAUUAGCAGAAUUUCAUUUCCAGAGGUCAGCUUACUGCAGUAUGGGAAAUGGCACUGCACUAGUGAAGUGUCAGCGAUUUAUACUGCGUUGCUGCAUUGCUUCAGUGGGGCACAAAUGCUGAAUGCACUAAAAUCUAUUUUUGUGAAAAAAUAUUCAAGCCUGUCAUAUAUCAUGCGAUGUCUUACGUCAGCCAUUGGAUCAAAAGUCCUUGAGUCAGCAAAGUUUGUCACUUGUGGAGAAAGAGAGAGAGAGAGAGCGUGAGAGAGAGAGAGGGGGGCAGGCGAUUACUUUAUGAAGUUCCAGACGUUGACGUCUGACUUUCUGGUCCCUUCAAAAACAUUUUCACAAACAAAGUCAGGGACUUUAUAGGAGGAGUGUGUAAUGUUUCGAGCCCUGCAUACUGCCUGUGAACAAAAGCAUUUACAAGCCUUACUCUCUCUCUCUCUCUCUCUUUCUCUCUCUCUCCCCCACCUCUUCUGUGAGAUGGUUUCGAGGAAGCUCAUAACUGGGCCCAAAAUUUUCUUUACAGCCUGUAAAGCUGGUUUUACACAGUGCGAUUUCAGCGGGCUUUUAAGAUUUCUCGUCACACUGAGAGGAUCCCAGUAAAAUCUUGGCUGAAUUCUAUCAAAGACCGUGCGAUAACACGUAUUCUCCAGUCCCUCCAGGAUUUCGUGAUUUAGUGAUCGCAGAAAUGAACGCGAAAUCAAGCAAACGCUUCAGAAUUACCGCAGAUUUGGGCCGAAAUUACCAUGUCCUGCUUACGACAUCAAUCUGGGUUUGUGUGGAAAAUGCGGUCCGCAUGAACAGAAACGUUCUUUAUAGUGAUCUUAAAGUUAAACACGUUUUUCUUGUUUUGUUUGUUUCUCCAAUGGCACUACGGUAUUUGUAGCUGUCCUGUAACUUCAGCGUAAUCCUACGCCGUAAUUCUAUUGGUGGCUUUUAGAUGAGGGUAAGCAACAUUCUCGAUACUGCCGAAACAUCAUCUGUUGUCGGUGGCACUGGCGCUAAAUCUUCCACAGAUGAGCACAUCACAUUGUGCAUUAUAAGGCUGAUCUCAAAUCACGACCAAAGAAUUCUUUUACAAUGUGCAAUUUUCGGUCUACGGCAGCAAGCUCGGGCUGUAAACAGUACAGUGUAAGGCCAGCUUUAAGAGGAUAUGGAUUCAGUGAUUUUCUUUGGUAGGAAGUGUUCAAAUGGAAUAGACGACGGGAUGCACGUGUGAGGAGUUGCUGAUUCUCACCGGGCGUCGGUCGCUAAAAAUUAGCUAGUGAAAAGGAGGUCUGAUGCAAAAGCUAACAUAGCUACUGUUACCCAAAGUGUGCAUUAGCUAACAAUAGUGAAGUGUGUUUUAUAAUUGCUGCUGGUUGCUCUGUUCCUCCUGGCUAACUGAGAAAUUUCAGUUAGAUUAGCUAAAUAAAUAUAGUACUCCAUUCCUAACCUGUGUGUGUGUGUGCCAGUUGGGACACGUUAAUGAAUUGGCCUGAUUUUGGGGCAAUUUGAGCCAUUUUGAAGCCAUCUGCGAGUUCUGGUUGGUGUCUGUAUGGCUGGAGUAUGUCACAGUGACAUGCUGAGAGAGGUGGGAAAUUGAGUGUGUAUUCAGCCACUAUCAUACUGUUAGGAACAUUUGGUUGUAUAAAUGUUGGUGUGCAGUCUGGAGACCUCGAAAACGAACAGAUGGAAUAGAGUCCAGUUUGAUUCGGCACCGAUUUCUGUACAGCUACAGUGGCGUCCAAAAGUCGGAGACCACUAGUGAACGUGCUUUUAUUUUGUAUUCUUUUCCAAUCUAAUACAUUUUUUUUUCCAUUACAAAUCCUAUUAGAAAUAACUUGGAAAAUAGUGGGCACACGGUGGCUGAGUGGUUCGCCUCACACCUCCAGGGUCGGGGGUUCGAUUCCCACCGUGGCCCUGUGUGUGCGGAGUUUGCGUGUUCUCCCCGUGCUGCGGGGGUUUCCUCCGGGUAUUCCGGUUCCCAGUCCAAAGACAUGCAUGGUAGGCGUGUCCGUAGUGUAUGAAUGGGUGUGUGAGUGUGUAUGUGAUUGUGCCCUGCGAUGGACUGGCACCCUGUCCAGGGUGUACCCCGCCUUGUGCCCGAUGCUCCCUGGGAUAGUCUCCAGGUUUCCCCGUGACCCUGAAGAUGAAGAUGGAUGGAUGGAUGGAUGGAACUUGGAAAAUAAAUGUUGAAUCUUAGAAAUAUCAAAUGAAUUUCUUAGCAUUUAGUAUCUUCUUAGACUCUUCCCCCACUUGACAUGGAUUCCACGAGUUUCUUGAAAAACCUCAUGAUCCAUGUUCGAUCAGAUACAUCGGAGUGUCAUCCGAGCACGUGCUUCACUUUGUUUAUUUCCAGUUUUAAAUAAUAAUAAAGAAAAACUUUCCCUAAUUUAAAUAUGGUAUCAGACUUUUGGACCCCGUUGUACGUUGCCUAAACUAACCGCCACACACGCUGCAGCUGAAUUUGCAGGUCAGUUGAUUCAGUUGUAGCAAUAUGAAAAAUGUGACACUAAUUUUAUUUUUUUUUUUUUCAAACCAUUUUGGGUUAAUUCUAUUCAGUUCCUGUAUCUGAAUUAGAUGCUUGGGUUUGUCUCUAAGACUGCACUCAUCCUACAGUAUGUAUGAAGUGCAUACAGGAGCUAUUAUUUUUACACCAUAUGAAGUUUGUACCGUAAUGUCCAGUCAAAGACACAUUUGUUUACCUUCAUACUAAAUCAUAAUAAAAAUUAUUCAUUUGAACGGUGUAUCGUUGUAGUUUUGGCUCAAAUUCUCACAUCACAAUGAAUAUUAAUAUAGACAUGAAGAAUCAACUUUAUUUAUAAAGCAUCCUGGGAACUACUUGGCUGCUUUUUGACAGCAGACGUUCGAUUAGUAGACCGUAUUAUGCAUUUCAGACUUGAUGCUGUUUUAUUUUACUGAUUCUUUGUACGUUGUACGGCAUACGUUCCACGUGUGAUACCCUAUACAGACAUUAAAUAGAAGAAUUUUAUCCAGGGAUCGACAGGGGGAAAUAUAUAUUUAGGCAAUUAUUCAGUCAGCCAAUCACGUGGCAGCACCACCGUGCAUACAAUCAUGCAGAUACAGGUCAAGAGCUUCUGUCAAUGUUCACGUCAAGCGUUCGCAUGAGGGGGAAAAAAUGUGAUCUCAGUGACUUAUUGUCUGAUGGGCUGGUUUGAGUAUUUCAUAAACUACUGAUCUCCUGGAAUUUUCACAUACAACAGUCUCUAGAGUUUACACAGAAUGGUGUGAAAAACAAACAACAGCCAGUAAGUGUUAGUUCUGCAGGCAGAAACUCCUUGUUGAUGAGAGGAAAAUAAGAAAAAAAAAUCUUCGGACUGUUGUGUAGGUAAAUGCACCAACUGGCACCAACAAGCAUGGCACAGUCAGGAUUUCGAGAGUGUUUGAUAUGAACAUUACCACAAGCUCUUGACCCGUAUCUGCCUGAUUUUAUGCAUUGUGUUGCUGUCACAUGCCGUUGAUUGGAUAAUUGCACAAAUGAGCAGGGGUAUACAGGCGUUCUUUAUUCUUUUAAAUCACUUUAAUGCGUUCAUUUGUAUUAGUCUUUGUAAGUCCGUGUUCUCUUGAGAUCUCAGUCCAGAUACCCUGCUGGACUCGAACCAGGUGCCGUUCCCACUCCCUCAGCUCCAGUUCUCUUUCCAUGGUGCUUUUCAUCCUGGGUCAUGCAUGUUUUUGUGUGCUAGGGAUCUGGCCAUGUGUGGAGGCAGAUUAACAGCAGCACAGCUGGCCCACUGCUGAUUGAGUUGAUUAAGAGAUGAUUGAUGGUUUGCAGAGUGUAGACUGCGCCGAGCUUUUUUACCAGGCCUCUUCUGACACGAGAUUAGGUUGCUUUUUGGGGUUUUUUUUUUUGUUUGUUUCUUCUUUAUUUAUUUUUAUUUUUAUUUUAUUUUAACACCGUUCUGAUUGCAGAGACCAGGAUGCAUAUUCAAUAAUGAAUAAGUUACAUUCCUGAGCUUCUUGAAAGGAGGGACAUGGAGAAUAGUUUAUUUUUAUCAUUCCCAGCAAUGUUCCGUGUUUUUAUUUUUAUUUUUUUAUUAUUAUUUAUUUAUUUUUAUAUAUAUGGGCUAGAUGUUGUAGAUAUUAAAUCAAUAUUUCUGAUGGUGUUGCUGAUCUCAUUUGAAAUACAUAAUUGUAGCAUAUUUGUUCAUUGUAUAACUGUAUCAUUGUACUGGGGAUUAAACUCAAGUGUGAAGAUUACAUUUGCAGUACUAAUGUCAUUUUGAAUGUCAGACAUUCUACCACACUGGCACUGGACAGGUGCAUAAUGUUUCUAACACUUUUUUCUAAUAAAACAUUUUGUUCCAAUAAAAUUUGAAUGACUCGUUCUUAUAUUUCACUGGACGUUAUAUAUUGCACGUUAUUGUUAAACUUGCACCAUCAAAUGAGGGUGUUACAGCAUACCUGGUUCUAGUUUUUUUUCUUACUUUUUUUUUUUUUGGCCAACAUGUGACCUAUUGUCGAGCAACCUUUCGGGUCAGGAUGGCUAGUAAUUUAUUUUUACCAGGCCUGGAUGGAGGUGACUAAUGGAGAUAAACAUGAUCGAUGCCCAAAAUGUUUAGGACUUCAGCAUCUUGCCCUAUUACAGACCCAGCAGCAUAAUGCAGAUAGCAGUAAAUGAACCAUUUCUCACAGACGUGGAGAAUAAUACUGACAACAUUCAUUACACUUCCUCUGACACGGCAUGGUUACAGCAGGGAGUGAAGUGAAGAUCAAACAUGGCUGUUUCACCCUCAGAAAAGGAAAGCUCCAUUGUUACAUCAUUGCAGCAGAAUCAGGCAGAAGGCUUGGCUGCUCAGCCAGUAGAAAGGAGUCUGAUCACCUACAGAAUAGAGGAAUUGGCAGCCAAAUUCACAAGCUGUUUGCAACAAUGAGUAAGAACUCGGAGGAGCCAAGUACAACCAUCUCACACGUGGAGAGAAACCCUUAUGUACUCUCUCUGGCUGCUUCUAAUUGUCUGAAUUUGAGUAAUGAAUCCUCCCUGUUUAUAGACUGCCAUCUGUGCAUUCCUGAUGUCCAGAACAUAAUGCAGGAGUACAGCUCAGCAGUCGCAGUGCAUGCAUUACAGGCUGGAAUUAAGAUUGCUUUACCCAAACGAAAGCUUGGUUCUGCAACCAAUUAGACGUCGAAAGACAAUUCGAUUUGCAUCUGCCCAUGCAAUAACUAGGCUAGUCCGGAAUGUACCAGUUUCAUUUAAGAGCUCUUUUGCACAUUCACGAGCACUGUAAAGAUGCAAACUGGUAAAAGAACAUGCUGGUUUCAAUGGCAGAUGCAGUUGCGAACGCUAAGGUUGACUUUAAUACUUCCAACAGAGAUACCGGUGACCUCUCUUGUUAUACAGGUUGAUGAGAUUUGUACGCUGAAAUCCCUACGUCGUAUAGACACAAAAAUAAACAAGCUUGUUUGUAAGAUCUAUGACAUUUACUCUGAUAAAUGUAUCUAUAUCUAUGGUGGCACAGUUGAUUCUGGCAUUUCAUGAGAUAAUUCCCAUUACCGGAGAUGCAAUGGGUACAAUAAUUCCACAGGCAGCCGUCCAAGAAAUGUGAGGGUUUGUUAAUGCAAAUGAGAAGGAAAGUUUGCCUGGUUUGAACUCCACUGCCAGAGCCUUGUAAUGCCAUCUGCCAGUAGUACCUGGACAAGUCUUUGGCACACAGGCCCACAGGGUGCAAACUCGUGUUUCUGUCCAAAACACAACCGAGUUUUGAUUCAGCACUCUACCUUUAGGCAUUCCUGUCUGCCAUCACACAAUUCCUGCAAGCUGGGUUUCAGAAAUUGCAUCAGUGGAUCGAUGGAGUGCCCACACCCAGGGCAUGAUUCACCAAAAUUUGAUCUGAAUGCAAGCUCUCUUGCUGGUUUUGCAGCAUUUUCUGGAACUAAUGGUGUCAUACAUACAAGUGCAGAACAGCCACACUUCAAUGGUGUUCAAUAUCAAAUGGCAACACGGCACAAAAUUGCAAACAAAACUGAGAUAGGCAAGCGCUAGAAUGUUAGACGUACAGCUUCUCUCUCUGCCUACGUAUCAGCUCGUGCAAUCGGACA